GCAUGUACACGCUCGCUGUCGUCUCACUCCUUCAGCUGCUGCAGCACAGAUUGCACCAGCAGUGUCGGACUCCAUGGCGAUGCCUCGCACGUAACGUCAACUUGUAGUUCCUGCUUGGCCUUUUCCUUGUCCAUCAUGCGAAGAGAUCGUCUCCUCUUGGCCGCAUCACUCACCGUCAUCUUCUCCGCUGACAUCUACUUCAUCCUCCUGCCAAAGCUACGGAGCACCGGAGAAGGAUCGGGACGCUCGUGUUCAUGUCAGCCCAGCAACUUCAGUCAGCUCUCGGACUGGACUUUGACUCCGCUCCAGGAUAUUACUCUUUCACAACCGGACAAUGGCGGGUCCAAACUUGACAGGUUGUUUGCGCAUCCUUUGUAUAACAUCCAGACUCCUGCGCUGGGACCUGAGGAGAGUCUGCUGCAGGUGGAGCAGCUGAUGGACUACUACAGGAAGAAGGUGUCUCGCUGGGAAAGACACAUGAAGUUAUACAAUGAAGCGGCGUUUGCCUCCAACAUCACCGUAAUGGAGCAUGAAGUGGCCUUUGACCCUGACGCCAGCUGGAUCAAGUUCCACCUGGGAAUAAGUCGCUAUGCUCUCUACUCCCGCCAGGACCCCGCUAUUACACAGCUGCUCUGGGACAUGCGAGACAUGACCGUGGUCAACGCAGAUUACACCCAGGAUGGCAAGUCUUUAAAAGGAGCAUGUGACUGCAGCCAAGUGGUGAAGCCCAGUGGACACCAUCUGAAACUAGCUCUAAAAAUGCAGAACUUUGCCAAGGCCAUGUUCAAGCCAAUGAGACAGCAGAGGGAGGACGAGACUCCAGAAGACGUCUUCUAUUUUGUCGAUGUCCAGAGACACAACGCGGAGAUUGCUGCCUUUCACCUGGACAGGAUUCUCGACUUCCGCAGAGUUCCACCGGUGGCUGGCAGGUGGUUGAACCUCACCGGAGAAGUGCUCCAAAUGACCCGAAAUGACGAACUACGAGCGGUUUUCUUCACCUCACCCGCAAACAACACAUGUUUUUUUGCCAAAUGCCUGUACAUGUGUAAGACGGAAUAUGCAGUAUGCGGAACCCCCGACCUGCUGGAGGGCUCCCUGUCUGCCUACCUGCCAGGCCUCAGCAUCGCCCCCCGCAUCUCCAUCCCCAACCCCUGGAUACGCUCCUACUCCUUCACCAGGCAGGAAGAAUGGGAGGUGAAUCCGCUCUACUGUGACACCAUAAAGAAGCUUUACCCUUACAACUCAGGCAACCGCCUCCUCAACAUCAUCGACAUGUCCAUCUUUGACUUCCUGAUGGGCAACAUGGACCGGCACCACUAUGAGAUCUUCACCAAAUUUGGCGACGAAGGUUUUCUUCUCCACUUGGACAAUGCCAGAGGAUUUGGGAAGCACAGCCAAGAUGAGAUCUCUAUCCUGGCUCCACUGUCUCAGUGCUGCAUGAUAAAGCGUUCCACUCUAUUGAGGCUCCAGCUGCUGGCCCAGGCACAUUUCCGGCUGAGUGACGUGAUGAGGGAGUCUCUGCAAAAAGACCCUUUGCAGCCCAUCCUAGCCGAAGCACACCUGUCAGCCCUGGACCGCAGGUUACACAAGCUCCUGAAGGUGGUCCAGCGCUGCGUCCGAAGGCUGGGCAAAGACCAAGUCAUCACCAAUGACUUUAAACCUCGUGCCGAGGCUCUGAGCAAAAAGAGCAGGUAGCAGAGCGUGAAAGUCACUCUGCUUCUUUUAAGACUUCAUGAUGAAGUGCAGUCGUUUCGAUUUUAAUGGAACAAGCCAUGGAUAGGCUUUGACUCUCAUAAUAUAUGGGGAAUAAUAAUGUGGAAGGACUCUGUAAUUGGAGAUCCAUAGAGAUAAAGCUCGAGAAGGUCAAUGCUAGUCCACAAAUAUCUAUAGAUUGAUUAAUAACUGGUUGACUAACAUACUCUGUGAGACAGUGGUGCACUGGAUGGGCGUUUUUGCUUGUGAACAUUUGAACAUAGAUCAUUUUUGUUCGAAGGCGUUUUGAAGUCCCAAGUGGUUUGUGUGUCUGAACUGUGGCGGUCAUAGUUUUUGCAGCAAAAGGUUUUUUUUAACUUGAUAAAUAGAAUACCGUAUUUUACAGACUAUAAGGCGCACUUAAAAUACUUUCAUUUUCUCAAAAAUCGAAAGUGCGGCUUAUAACCCGGUGCGCCUAAUGUAUGGAAUAAUCCUGGCUGUGCUUACCGACCUCGAAGCUACACUAUAUUGCCAAAAGUAUUUGGCCACCUGCUUUGACUUACAUAUGAACUCGAAGUGCCAUCCCAUUCCUAACCCAUAGGGUUCAUGAUGUCGGUCCACCUUUUGCAGCUAUUACAGCUGCAACUCUUCUGGGAAGGCUGUCCACAAGGUUGCGGAGUGUGUUUAUAGGGAUUUUCUCUGUCCAGGCCAGUCAAGUUCAUCCACACCAGACUCUGUCAUCCAUGUCUUUAUGGACCUUGCUUGUUGGAAGAGGAAGGGGCCCGCUCCAAACUGUUCCCACAAGGUUGGGAGCAUGGAAUUGUCCAAAAUGUUUUGGUAUCCUGGAGCAUUCAAAGUUCCUUUCACUGGAACUAAGGGGCCAAGCCCAACUCCUAAAAAACAACCCCACACCAUAAUUCCUCCUCCACCAAAUUUCACACUCGGCACAAUGCAGUCCGAAAUGUAGCGUUCUCCUGGCAACCUCCAAACCCAGACUCGUCCAUCAGAUUGCCAGAUGGAAAAGCGUGAUUCAUCACUCCAGAGAACUGCUCUAGAGUCCAGUGGCGAAGUGCUUUACACCACUGCAUCCCGCACUUUGCAUUGGACCAUGGAAACCCAUUCCAUGAAGCUCUCUGCGCACAGUACGUGGGCUAAUUGGAAGGUCACAUGAAGUUUGAAGCUCUGUAGCAACUGACUGUGCAGAAAGUCUUUGCAGUAUGCGCUUCAGCAUCCGCUGACCCCUCUGUCAGUUUACAUGGCCUACCACUUGGUGGCUGAGUUGCUGUUGUUCCCAAACUCUUCCAUUUUCUUAUAAUAAAGCCGACAGUUGAGUUUGGAAUAUUUAGGAGCGAGGAAAUUUCACGAGUGGAUUUGUUGCACAUCCUAUGACAGUUCCACGCUGGAAAUCACUGAGCUCCUGAGCGCGGCCCAUUCUUUCACAAAUGUUUGCAGAAACAGUCUCCAUGCCUAAGUGCUUGAUUUUGUACACCUGUGGCCGGGCCAAGUGAUUAGGACACCUGAUUCUCAUUAUUUGGAUGGGUGGCCAAACACUUUUGGCAAUAUAGUGUAUUUUAUUUGGUACAAGGUGUAAUGAUCAGUGUGACAAGUAGAUGGCAGUCACACAUAAGCGAUACGUAUUGACUGCAAGAUGACGCCAGUAAAAACCACCAAACUUUAAAUGUUCCUUUGAGAAUAUAGAACAUUACACACGGCGGUCAAAAAACUGUCAACAUGUUUUAGUACGACUUUGGUAAGCUAUGAAGCGCCGCUUGAUGGAUUGACUAGUAGAUGUACUCGUAGUACGUCUGACUAGUCGUCAACAUACGAGUAUUAUUAUGGUGUGUGUAUAAGGAAAAAUGGCACCUAUUAGCAGACAUAUUACCUGGCGUUUUGUUUCGCAAUAUUGGGAAAAACCUACUUUUCUUAUUUUCUGGAACCUGCUGAUGUGUAUUGGGAUCUGCAUAAGUCCUGAAAAUUUGCACGCGUCCGCCAUUGUAGUUCGUGCCGAUGCCUUAGUCGAUAAGCUUCUUCCUUUUCUCUAUCUUCUUGUUAUGUGGCAUUCAUCCUCCGCUGUUGCCGUUUCUAAUAUAAAGUCAUGUACAGUUCUAACUUAUAUCUGUCAGUAGACUCGCUAUGGAAGUGCUAAAAACUACCGGUGUAGUGGGUUUACAUUAUUCACCCACGGAACUUUAGUUAUUAGAGAAUUCCGGUCAGACGGUUUUUCACGGGACACAUUUCCGGCGUUGUUGUUGCGACUAGUGAGUCACGGAUGAGGAGCUGCUGCUCCGUUAUUGAUUUAAGUAAAGUCUGAAUGUCAUCAAAACAGUUAGCUCCAACUUUUGACACUUCAAAUACUUUAGUGAAUAGAAUUCCAAUUUGAGCACUGUCUCCAUCUAAAAGCCGAUGUUGGUAACUAAUGGGAUAUACACCACUCACCCGAUUUAAAAAUUAUUUUUAUAGUGUAAACUGACAUCUGGAACAAUCUAUACCAAAAAAGGAUAAGCAUUAUUACGACACCAUUAUAAAUGCUUAUCGUUCCCUUUUAUUUAUUUUACUGAUUGUCCGCCUAUUCUUUGCCUUUGCUGGAUUGUUCAGUUCAGAAUUACCACCUUCUACUGGACAGAAUAUAGUAAUACAGUUGUACUGAGGAUUUAUUUUAUGAAUUCAUUAAUCUAUUAACUGAGAAAAAUUACGGUUUAAAUGUUGUUUUGUUAAAGGCCUGUUUUGAUUAUGAUGCAUUAAGCAGCGGGGAAGCUCAUCAAUACAUCUGUAUUACUUGGACUGACAGACACUAGCUCUUAUUACUAGUAAUUCAAAAUUGUAUAAUGCAAAAAAUAUAUACAUUGUAAAAUAAAAAAAAUAAGUACAAUAGACUUUUCUUCUUUUUUUUUUUUUACAUUAUAUGACUACGUUUUGGUUGGCAGAAAUAUUUGAAAA
Messenger RNA from Nerophis lumbriciformis (worm pipefish), 4629 nucleotides. RefSeq names its product FAM20A golgi associated secretory pathway pseudokinase (gene fam20a). NCBI's taxonomy places the organism in Eukaryota, Metazoa, Chordata, Actinopteri, Syngnathiformes, Syngnathidae. The record is from RefSeq and is a predicted model, not a curated record. Gene Ontology annotation, cellular component: Golgi apparatus. Gene Ontology annotation, biological process: enamel mineralization. Gene Ontology annotation, molecular function: protein serine/threonine kinase activator activity.